Messenger RNA from Brassica rapa (field mustard), 5053 nucleotides. RefSeq lists its product as uncharacterized. The record is from RefSeq and is a predicted model, not a curated record. Gene Ontology annotation, cellular component: endoplasmic reticulum. Gene Ontology annotation, molecular function: ubiquitin protein ligase activity. NCBI's taxonomy places the organism in Eukaryota, Viridiplantae, Streptophyta, Magnoliopsida, Brassicales, Brassicaceae. Gene Ontology annotation, biological process: ubiquitin-dependent protein catabolic process.
AUACGAUAUAUAUAUAUAUAAUGAAUUCAUGUACGCUGAUUUAUUUUUCUUUUACUGCAAAUCCUGUAAAUUGAUAAAUAAAACUAAUGUUUGUAUAUGAAAGCCUUUUCAAAAAAACAAAACAAAUGUUUGUAUAUACUACAAAGUUAUAUACAGUUGACCAUACAUAGUUAACAACAAUGCAUACAGCAGAUAACCUAUAGACAUUGGCCGAGAGGCUCGUGGGUUUCUUGCGUUUGCAUGUGGACGCUCUAUAUAGGUUCGACAUAUAUGUUUUGGUAAAAAAAAUUAACAUAGGCAUCUUAAGUAAAAUCAGGACCAGGUCCGUUUAAUAGCACGUCUAUACGUGCUAGUGGAGCAGUUAAAUAGAACUCAAAUCUAAAAAUUAAAUUUUUUUAAAUAUUUUUUAAAAAUAAAUACAUAAAUUUGAUUUAAAAUUUCUAAAAAUUUAACGGAUUUUUAAAUUUAUAGUUUAUAAUUAGAAGAGAAAUCUCAAAUAUAUAUAAAGAAAACUAAUAAAUUUUAAAAUUAUUUCAUUAUAUUUUUAAAUAUAUAGUUAAUUUUUUUUUUGAAUAGUCUUAAUAUAAUUUGAGAGGGUCCUGAGUAUAAUGGCUGAAGCUUAUAAUUUAAGAGACAAAGUAUAGACACAAUACAGGUCCUAAAGCUUAUAUGGUUGUGCACAAAAAAAGCUUAUAUGAUUACAAACAGCUACGAUUUAGAAAAUAAAUAGUUUAUAGAUUUGGAUGGUUUUGGUGAUCGGAAUAUAUAUACUAAUUAUAAAAUUUAUGUUUUUUUGGUAAAUUGUCAAAUAGAAUUGUGGGAGAGGUGCACGUGGAGAGUUGAUGGCGCACGUGCGGAGAACCGGGAGAGGAGGUAAUCGGUGCCUUCUCUCUGUUUCUCAUCGAUGCCAGCUUGGACGAGAGUGAGGGGGAGUGGGUGGGCCGGUGGGGGAGAAGUUUUAUCCUAAAAUUUCUUAUUAGUAAAAUAUUGAAAAUAGAGUAAAAGAGACUUCUCAUUUCAAAAAUUUGGAGAAACUUAUUAAAAACUCUCGACACAAAUUGUUUUUAAAAGUGAUCCAAUUUAUUUUACAAAUAAAAAUUAAUUAUAUCACUAAUCACAUUUACAUAUCAAUACUUGAAUAUUGUUUAAAACCUUUAUAGGUCUCUUACAAUUUAAAAUUCUCCUAGCUGGGCUAUUAUGUGUGGAUCAAAAAGAUUUAUCGAGUUAUAACAGUUAACUCAUACUCAUACUCAUACUUAAAAUAUAACUAAGCAUAUAUAUCAUGUUUGUCAUGUGAAACCUGUUAACAUUUGUUUAUUCAGGAGGGUCAGAUCGUAUUAUAUUUGUUUAGUAUUACAAAAAUUAACAACAAUAAGAAAAGAGAGGAACGACAAUGAUGCACUUGCAUCCCUCGUAGAAAUAGGUGGGAAUGGGCUGGCAUGUCACAUAAGCCAAAAAUCGACAAAAUAGUUUAUUUCCCUUUGUGUGUUACAAAAAAAAAAGUUUUUUUCCCUUUGUUAUUGUGCAGGUGUAUAAAAGAAAAGACCCGGCUUGACGUCUUAACAUGUACCUUGUUCAUUCAAAUACUUUUUCCAUAUAAAAAUUAUGGUCUGUGUUUUUGUCAUUGUUUUUUAAUAUAAAUUCUACGAUAUAUACUAUAUAGUAGUAUUUGAGAAAACGGCUGUGAAAGGGCGAACAGUUUAGAGUUGGUAGUUAUUUUCAUUCAAUUUACAAACUACUGUAAUUGGUCUUGCUGAAUGAGAUCGACCUUGAUUCGUUUCUUGUCGACUAUUCUGAUGAAAUUAAGAUGAAGCUUGUUUCCACUUGUGAUGAAGGAUUCAAACCAACUCAUCCACAUUUUUAAAAAAAUUGUAAUCGUCACGAGACCCUUAUAUGUAUGUAAGAUAAUAAGAUUUUUAAGGUUUGGGUUUGUCGAGUAAAUUAAAUCAUCUGCUUUGGUCAUAUUAACUGUGUAUAAUCAUCAAUGUUUUGAUAUCUUAGACACAUUACUUAGUCGUCGGUUGAGUUGUUUUACGGGGCUCAUGCGAGCUUGUUUUGUACGUAAUGCAAUUGUGGUGAGGCCUUAUGGGGAUGUGGCAGAGCUGGAGAUCGGUGGUCGUCAGAGAGGAGUCUCGAUUGCUCCAAGGAGGGCACUGUAAAUGAGAGUCAUGCCUAGCCACGGGAUGUAAAAGAUAUAUUUCUAGUCUCGAAUAUAUUAUAUUUGCAUGCUCUUGAUUACAUUUAUCAUAUUGAUUGCCGUUGUCAAAAAAAAAAAUAUAUCAUGUUGAUUGCCGAUAGAGGAUAUUGUUGUCCAUGCAGCAUCCUCUUAGUUACAGUUAUCAUGUUUACUACUUUGACAAUAUUAAUGAGGAAAAUAUCAGUUUGAACCAAAAACACACACAUGUUUUGAACAGGAAGAUGUAGUAAGACUUAUUUGGUUUGUUAUAAACAUUUACAUUACAAUCUUAUUUGGUUAAUAUAAUUAGUUGAAAUCUCAUGUAAAUUACAUGAAACAUAUAGAAUAAAUUGAUUCCAGAGAGAGUUUUUUUUUUAAAUCUAAAAUAACAUCGAAAUUUUGUUUUAUAUACACACAUUAAAAUUACAACUUAUUAACUCACAAGAAAUAUUGUUAAUUGAAAAUAAGUUUGUACAUUUUCAUAGAGAUGAGCCAAUAGCCAUGAUACUUACUUAGUUAUAUUAUUAUUUUGGCAAGUUUAUGUAAUGUUUUAAAAAUGAAUAAAAUUGAUAUGCUACUAAUUUUAUUGCUAUGAUUUUCCUUUAGUCAUAUAUAAUUAAAUUAUAUUUACCAAAUUUAAAUAGUUAUUAUUCUAAACUUUGGUAAGAAAAUAAAAGUGUAUAUUAAAAAAAAAAGCCAAAAUUGUAUAUGUAUCAUGAGGUCAAAGAGACAUCAUAACCAAUCCUGACCGUCCAUUAACAGGAAGGUGUAUGUAUCGUCGCCGUGUGAUAUAGACGUCACGUCAUUAAGAUAAACCGGAACACAGGCGAUUACUCCACCUUCUCUUCCUCUCUGAUUAAAAUACAGAGCCUCCAAAUAUAGCUCUUCAUUCCAAUCGCAACACCUCAUCUUCAGUUAUUGGUUGAUUCAUAUGAAUUCUUGUCAGCCUUGUUCGAGUGUAAGUUUCUGUGGAAUGGCUUCAGUUUUAGUUUAUAUUCAGAGUUCUCUUCGGGUUCCCCUUGAAGAUCUAUCUGUGUUUAACUGUGCUACAAUAUGGAUGGACUGAUGUAAGUUCCGGCUGGUUACUGCGUGAACUUUGAGGAUCCUCCACAUUUAUGCUUUAGCUCUUUGGAUAGAAGUUUAUUUCAGGUCAUCUACAUGUUUCUCCGAUGUUUCUCCAACUUGUUCCUAUCCUUUUGGGAGAUCGAUGUGCUCUGCUCUUUGGACUGCUCGAGGCCAUUUUCUUUCUUACAUCUUGGCUUUUGGCUGAUCUUAGAAUUUGUUGUCAUCCUUUCUUUGUAGUUGUCUAGUAGUUAUCUUUUAUGGCUCUGGAAAGAUUUCGAUCUUUGCCGGCUUCUGGCUCUGGAAGGAAAGUGUUCCUUGCCGGCUUAUGUGUAUUCGACUGCAUUCCACCCGUUUUAAUAUUAAUCCAACAGAUGACAAAAAAAAAAAAAAAAAAGAAAGGCAACCGCUUUGGGUUUUCUCGAAUGUUAUUUUCAAUCUGGGGUUUUGAGAAUUGGUGGGUUUUCGUGAUUAGGUUUCAACAAAUUUUGGCUUCGAGAUCCACCGUUGUUUUCAACAAAUAACUUUCGUCGAUACGAACAAGACAAGAGACAAUCAUCUUCAUUUCAUGCUGUCACUGUUCUUGCUUGUCUGUGUAAUCAUCGUUUGUUUUUUUAGCGUGGGAGAAUAAAAAGGAAUCGUUUUUUCGUUUGUUUUAUUGAUGGAAGAAGUGAACCUGGAUUUGAAUUUUGGAGGUCCUGAUCUUGAGACUGAGGUAAGUCUCGAGCCUAAUGUUGCUGAGGUUCUCUCUGAUGUGGCUAACGAACCAUUUAACAGAGACUCUGAGUCUCUGAGAAGGUUUAGGACACGGCUCAGGUCAAGUUUCAGACGGAAUAACAGUCUCCCAGCGAGUCACUUAAUAAUCAGUUCUGCAAACGGAGCUGACUUGACAGCUAGUGGAGAAAGAGAGAGCGAGGAGGACUCGAACAAGUGUGAGAAUGGGAGGAGCAAAGUGAUGGAAGAAGAAGACAGUGUAAGAGAGGAGAAGAGUGUUGGAAGUAAAGAGAGCUUUUACGAUUGUUAUAUAUGUAUGGACCUGUCCAAGGAACCAGUUGUGACUAACUGUGGCCAUCUUUACUGUUGGCCUUGUCUUUACCGCUGGCUAGAGGUUUCAGUGGCGAAGGAGUGUCCGGUUUGCAAAGGGGAAAUAUCUGUGAAAACCUUGACUCCAAUCUAUGGCCGUGGAGGAAAAAUCAAAGGAGGAUCUGAAGAGGUUUCAGUUUCAGACACCACCAACAAGAAGAAGAAGAUCCCUUCAAGACCACAAGCAAGGCGGGUUGAGAGAGUGAGGAGGAGUACACUUCAGAGGCCAGGUUAUGUAGGGUCGGAGAUUAUUAACCGGUUUAUGCCUUGGAGGAGAGUUAGAGCAGAGUCCAGUGCAGCGGUGGUUGCACCGGUGUAUGAAGAAGGAAGUGAAACCAUGAGGUCCUCGCGUGCUAUGUCAAUCUGGAGAGAGAUGCUGAGAGGGAGAACUGCGAGGAACCAAGAGCGAAACAACGUUGCUAGUGUUGAAGACAGAGAUUCGGUGAGUCAAGCUGAUACUGCGGCUGAGAUUGAUUCUAUGGUGACUGUUUCUUCUUCUGUGGGAAGACCACAUGAGAACGGUUCAAGGGUCUCUGAUGUUGACAGUGCAGAUUAUCAUCCAUUGAGGAGGAGAUUGGCUUAGGGUAGUUGAAAGCUGCAAUCUAAUUAUUUUGGUUUUAGUCUUUUUUUUUUUUUUUUUUUGGAUUUUGAAUGUUGGUAUUUCUUCUAGUUUAUGCUUAGAGAUGAUUUUGAGUCAAAUAUUAAUAACAUAUUCAGCUUCUAAUUAGAGUA